UGCCCUGUAGCAAAGAGAUUUCCGCAGUCACAACCAAAGGGAAAGCAGGAGCAACCUGCUCUGGGCCACUUCAGAGUCUGUCGUCAGGAAAGGAAUAAAUACAUGAAGAAAUCGUGUCCCAGAGUCUUCCAGGAAGCAUGGGAGGACGGAAGAUGGCCAGGGAUGAGGAAAGCACCUAUGGUUCCGAGGAUGAUGCGCGGACCCAGCAGGAGCCCCAGCUGAGGCUGGUCCUUGUCGGGAGGACAGGAGCUGGCAAGAGCGCCACGGGCAACAGCAUCCUGGGCCAGCGGCGCUUCUUCUCCAUGCUGGGGGCCAAGUCGGUCACCACAGCCUGCUCCGCCUCCAGACGGCGAUGGGCCCAGUGGCAGGUGGAAGUCGUGGACACCCCAGACAUCUUCGGCUCCAACACCCACCAGAUGGACCCCGGGUGCUUGGAGAGAGCCCGCUGCUACCUGCUGUCGGCGCCCGGGCCGCACGCGCUGCUCCUGGUCACCCAGCUGGGCCGCUACACCGCCCAGGACCACGAGGCGCUCCGCAGGGUGAAGCAGAUGUUCGGGGACGACGUGAUGGCGCGAACCAUCGUGGUCUUCACGCGGAAGGAGGACCUGGGCGACGACUCUCUGCAGGAUUACGUGCGCUACACGGAGAACCAGGCGCUGCGGGAGCUGGUGGCCGAGUGCGGGGGCCGCGUGUGUGGCCUGGACAACCGCGCCACCGGGGCGGAGCAGGAGCAGGUGGAGCAGCUGCUGGGCUUGGUGGUGCGCCUGGUGAGGGAGCACCGGGGUGCGCACUACACCAACGAGGUGUAUGAGCUGGCGCGGGCCCUGCAGAGCGCAGACCCCGAGGAGCGGCUCCGAAGGGUGGCAGAGAAGUUGGUGGCGCGCGAACAGAGGUGCCUGGGCGUCAGGCUGCUGUUGAGGUUGUGGGAGUGGCGGAAGCCCUUGAGGAUGGGCUGGAGACGGGGCAUGGCUGCCUUCCUGAGUGUAGCCCUCCUGCUCUACCUGCUGUUCUUGAGAAAGGCUCCCGACGCAGUGGGCGAUCUAAAUGACAGCGCUUAGAAGAUGCAAAGACUUGGAAAGAAAAACACUGAAGGCUUAGAACUCAGAAGAGUGUGGGAUGGAGUGACGAUUUUAUUCCGAAAGAACCCUGUGCUUUACUCUCAGACCGUUAGUGACAAGGGACACGAAAUACGACCUCUACUAAGGCUCAAAACUGUUUGGUCUCAACUUUUAAUUCUAUAUAUACAGAGUUUUAAAAAUAAA
This is a messenger RNA of Nannospalax galili (Upper Galilee mountains blind mole rat), 1262 nucleotides long. RefSeq names its product GTPase IMAP family member 1-like. Gene Ontology annotation, cellular component: endoplasmic reticulum. Gene Ontology annotation, molecular function: GTP binding. Lineage: Eukaryota; Metazoa; Chordata; Mammalia; Rodentia; Spalacidae. The coding region runs from base 138 to 1058 and encodes 306 amino acids. The transcript has 3 exons. The record is from RefSeq and is a predicted model, not a curated record.